Messenger RNA from Acaulospora morrowiae, 504 nucleotides. The record is from the annotation of a GenBank genome assembly. Lineage: Eukaryota; Fungi; Glomeromycota; Glomeromycetes; Diversisporales; Acaulosporaceae.
AUGGUGAAAGAGAAAAAAGGGACGCGUGGACAAUCUACGGUUCAGGCUCCGUAUGAAAAAGGAAAGCGCGUUAAUCAUACCAAGGAUAAAUUUAAUGAUAGUUCUAAGAAGGAUCUCCGCACAAGUCACCGAGUAAUUAAUCGUGGUGUUAUAACGCUGGACAAAUUUCAUAGAGAUAUUUUAAAGUCGGUUAAAGAUUGUGAAUUUGAAAUCGAACGGAUAUCAGGUGGAUGCUUGACCAGAUUGCCGGGGGUUUUCUCAGCAGAUUCGAAAUACUUUUUUUGUGCUUGUUCAAACACCAUCAAAGUUUAUAAUGUAGCAACCGGCGAUGUGGUCAAAAUAAUAUCAGAAUCUCCAGAAAGAAAUGGUCAUAAAGAUGAAAUUACUUGCAUAAUUUUAAAUCCGGCUGAUUCAUCGCAAUUGUAUUCUGCUUCUCUGGAUGGCACAGUGAAAAAAUGGGACUAUAUUAAUUCGGAUUUACUCGAGGCAAUUUUCAACUCCUAG